AUGGACUUGCAACUCAAUGGCGUCCAUGUCCUCGUAACAGGUGCUAGCGGCGGCAUAGGCUUAGUGACCGCCCGCCUCUUCCUCACGGGCGAGACGCUCCUCAUCUGUCCUUUCUGCCCCAUAGAAUGCGGAGCAAAUGUGACCGCUCACUACAACAGCACGGCGGCGACCCUCGAACCUCUCCACCGCGAGUUCGGUCAUACUCGCAUUCAGACAGCCCAAGCGAACCUCAGCAGGGAGGACGACGUCCUGCGCAUGUUCAACACGCUCAAAGACAGCCCGUUCGGCCCGGUACAGGUGCUGAUCGCAAACCAUGGAUAUUACCCGCCGGCGGACGUGCCCAUCGCCGAGAUGUCGCUCACGCAGUGGGAAUCGACCUUCGCGUCCAACAUGACGUCCACCUUCCUGGUCGUCAGGGAAUACCUGAAACGACUGGCCCACGCGACGGACGAGCAGAAGGAAAAGGCGUCCAUCGUCAUCAUAGGUAGUACUGCAGGGAAAUAUGGCGAGAUCGGCCAUGCCGACUACUCCGCGACCAAAAGCGCUAUGAUGUACGGCUUCACGAUGUCGCUCAAGAAUGAAAUUGUUAAGAUCGCCCCACGUGGGCGGGUCAAUUGCAUCGCUCCGGGUUGGGUCAAAACGCCGAUGGCCGAACAUGCCCUCAAACAACCAGAGGUCAUCUAUCGUGCACUGGCGACCACGCCACUCAAGAAAGUUGCUACUCCGGAGGACGUAGCAUCCCAAGUCGUCUUCGUAGCCUCGACCGCUGUGUCUGGGCACGUCUCUGGCCAAGUCAUCAUGGUAGAGGGCGGGAUGGAGGGCAGGCUGCUGAACAAACCCGAGGAUAUCACGCAGUUCUGA
Molecule: messenger RNA, 861 nt
Organism: Fomitopsis serialis
Lineage: Eukaryota; Fungi; Basidiomycota; Agaricomycetes; Polyporales; Fomitopsidaceae
Exons: 6
Coding region: 1-861 (286 amino acids)
Source: RefSeq, a predicted model, not a curated record